GUGUCGUUCCAGAUCGAGCUGAACGCCUCGAGCGGCAAGCAGCAGGCCAUAAAUGUCACGGGCGCCGGCCAGAAGGGCGACGUCAUGAAGGGCGACGGGAAAGGCUGCGGCAAGGUCGCCGCGCCCUUCGGCGCCAACGGCUGCAACCCCGCGGGCCCUCCCGUCCCGCCCGCGGAGAUGAAGUCCGGAGUAGUGGUGAGCUGGAACCCCGAGAAGGGGUUCGGCUUCGUCGACCCGGAAGACGGCACUGAGAACGUCUUCAUACACCGAAGCGCGCUCACCGACGGCAAUAUGCUGGAGCUUGGCUCGCGGGUUCAGUUCGUGCUCGAGUGGAACCCGAACAAGUCGAAGACGCAGGGCAAGAGCGUCACCGGAGCGAAAGGCGACCCCACCCAAGGACCUGGUGCCCAACCAACAGACGGCAGUGGUGAGCCGCAGCAGGCGACGGUGAAGCUCUGGUUCGAGGACAAGGGCUUCGGAUUCGUGGUGCUGCCGUCGGGCAAU
This is a messenger RNA of Prorocentrum cordatum, 504 nucleotides long. NCBI's taxonomy places the organism in Eukaryota, Dinophyceae, Prorocentrales, Prorocentraceae. The record is from the annotation of a GenBank genome assembly.